AUGCUCGGUCGCCUCGAGAUGACAGUGCAGGAAUGCAUCGACAGAGAUCAAGAGGAUCAAAACCGUCACCGACAGGUAUCUCGAACAGCCAUUGAGGGCCUCGGUAGGGUUGGAAAGACGCAGAUUGCCCUCGAGGCCUCCUAUCGGGUCCACGACACAAAUCCCGACUGCUCCAUCUUCUGGGUCCCGGCUACCGAUGCAACUAGCUUUGAGAACGCCUACCGCGUGAUCGGGCGGCAGCUCGAGAUUCCAGGAAUCGACGACGGGAAGGCCGAUAUCAAGACACUGGUCAAGGGAGCUCUGAGCCAGGAGAACGCUGGCGCAUGGCUCUUGAUCAUUGAUAAUGCCGAUGAUGUACAGUUACUAUUCAGCAACCUAGCUCUCUGCGAGCAUCUUCCAUUCAGCAGAGACGGCUCGAUCCUAUUCACGACCCGGAAUCACGAGAUAACAGAACGUCUCGAUAUCCGCAGGAUGGAUGCUAUCACUAUAGCAGAAAUGAGUAUCCGCCCUAAUCUCAAGAAGCAGCUUGACUACUUCUGUGACGCUGGAUCCGGGUCACGUGUGCUGAUCAUGUGCGGGGCCUCCAGGCCCUCGGGGCCUCCAGGCCCUAUGUGCCUAAGGAUACCACUCCGCGUCAUAGGGGAUUAUUACCCCGCUCGGACGCCUCGGCGGCCUUUCCUGCUUGAACAGCUCGCUGAUUGCGAACCCGUCUGGGACCUCGUCUUGCCAGUCCGGGUCGCCGGACCUGGAUAG
Messenger RNA from Ilyonectria robusta, 753 nucleotides. RefSeq lists its product as uncharacterized. The transcript is spliced from 4 exons. The coding region runs from base 1 to 753 and encodes 250 amino acids. Lineage: Eukaryota; Fungi; Ascomycota; Sordariomycetes; Hypocreales; Nectriaceae. The record is from RefSeq and is a predicted model, not a curated record.